AUGGCAGCUUCUUCCUCCAACAACAACGGCCCGAACCCGAACCCAAUCCCUAACCCGUCAUUCAGAGUGUUCGACCCGAACUCCAUCCCCAACACCACCUUCGUCCAAGCCGACCCCUCCACUUUCCGGGCCGUCGUCCAGCGCCUCACCGGCGCCGCCGCGGCUAAGCCCCCCGGAAAACCCAUCUCCGGCGAGGUGGGCCCCCGGAGGCCCGCCUUCAAGCUCCACGAGAGGCGGCCCACUGCCCGCAAGCUGGAGGUCAAGCUCGGCGCGGCCGCCGCCGCCCUGAACUCGCCGGUGUCCCCGCUGGACUACCUAUCCGCGGCGGCGCGUGGGAGUCCACGGACCCCGAUGGAAGAGGAGGAGAGGGCCAUAGCCGAGAAGGGAUUCUACCUGCACCCGAGCCCGUUGAACACUCCCAGGGGAUCCGACCCGCCGGAGCUCCUCCCUUUGUUCCCGCUCCGAUCGCCCAGGGAUAAUUGCGGCUAG
Messenger RNA from Striga hermonthica, 489 nucleotides. NCBI's taxonomy places the organism in Eukaryota, Viridiplantae, Streptophyta, Magnoliopsida, Lamiales, Orobanchaceae. The record is from the annotation of a GenBank genome assembly.